Molecule: messenger RNA, 483 nt
Organism: Prunus avium (sweet cherry)
Lineage: Eukaryota; Viridiplantae; Streptophyta; Magnoliopsida; Rosales; Rosaceae
Source: RefSeq, a predicted model, not a curated record
AUGCAUGAUAUUUGCAAUUAUAAUGAAUACUUUGUUCAAAAGUGUGAUGCUGUUGGGGUUUUGGGACUUCUUCCCGAGCAAAAGCUUAUAGCUAUAAUACGAAUGCUGACGUAUAGUUCAUCUGCUAAUCAGGUGGAUGAGAUUACCUGGAUGGGGAAGUCCAGUACUUUGGAGAGCUUGGUAAGAUUUUGUGAUACAGUCGGAACUCUGUACACUAGGGAUUACCUGCACAGACCUAUGCCCAGGGACCUCCAACAGCUUCUUCAAAAAGCCGAAGCUCGAGGAUUUCCAGGAAUUAUUGGUAGCAUUGACUGCAUGCACUGGCAAUGGAAGAAUUGCCCAACUACCUGGCAAGGAGAUUGUGGAAAUAGGAAAGGGCAAAAAAAUAUCAUCCUUGAAGCCGUUGCUGGAUUCGAUACAUGGGUUUGGCAUGCCUUCUUCGGAGUUGCCGGAUCUCAAAACGACUUGAACGUGCUGGGUUAA